AUGAAUGAACAAUCUCAAAUUCUCCAAGAAUCCGAAUUUUCUCUAUGCGAGAAUAAUAUUUCCAUUAGUGACCUGAAUAGUUAUCUAUCAAAUUUGAACGCGAAUAUUUAUGAAGUGGACACUAAAAUUAAUGAAACAUGGAAUUCUUGUAAAAAGCUAAGAGAAAAUUAUGAAACGCGAAUUGAAAGUUUUCAACAAGAUUUAUUAAAAUGGUUACAAAAAAUUAAUAAAACAAUUCGCCAGGAAAAUGAGGAUCUUUUUCAAAAAGAAAAAGACAAUGAACCGUUUUUUCAUGAAAAACAAGAAAGUCUAAAAUGUCUGGAAAAAAGAAUAAAUGAAUUGCAAAGUAUGAUCGAGCAAAAGUUUUCAAAAUCGACACUCGAGGGUUUAUUUAAUCAUGAAUUUUCACAACUGAAAGAACUUUUCCAAGAUUCUACCGAUGCUGACGAAACGACUACAGAUACAUCUGAUUUAGAUUUAACGUAUGGCGAUGUAUCUUUGCAGCUAUGUCAAGAUAAUCGAGACUUACGUGAGCAAUUACUGAAAAAGAUAAGGCUUAAUAAAAUUAAAAUUCGUGAAUUGGAAGAAUCAGUCAAAUGUAUAAAUAGACUUGCAGAUGAAUGUGAGGAAACUUCAUUGCAUGUAACAGAAAAGAUCGAAUAA
This is a messenger RNA of Cetraspora pellucida, 663 nucleotides long. NCBI's taxonomy places the organism in Eukaryota, Fungi, Glomeromycota, Glomeromycetes, Diversisporales, Gigasporaceae. The record is from the annotation of a GenBank genome assembly.